This is a messenger RNA of Salvelinus sp. IW2-2015, 3100 nucleotides long. RefSeq names its product islet cell autoantigen 1-like. Gene Ontology annotation, biological process: regulation of transport. The record is from RefSeq and is a predicted model, not a curated record. NCBI's taxonomy places the organism in Eukaryota, Metazoa, Chordata, Actinopteri, Salmoniformes, Salmonidae. Gene Ontology annotation, cellular component: Golgi apparatus. Gene Ontology annotation, molecular function: protein domain specific binding.
AGCAGUGUGAUAUUAUUAUUUUUCCACAUUAAAUAGGAGCUUGUUAGUAAAUGUCCUCUGUAGUGGGCAUCAAGCAAUUUUUACCUACUGUCCCCAUUUAAUGUAAUUUCUCAUAUUUACUAUCAACCUUGUCCUCAAGGCCACUACAGUUCACAUAGGCCUACAAUAAAAAAUGUAUACUAUUUUUUUUCUCCCAAAACAUUACUUGUAACGUGUGUUUUUUUCACGACGAACACAUAUGUAAUGCAGGGAGGAAAUUCAUGCAAACCUAUCGCCUUCCGCUUUAUUUGCUAAUCCCAAAUAUUUGAUCAACAAACUGCGACUGCACCCUUUUUUAUGGGAGCGAGUUUGGUGCGUUGUUACAUGACGUCAUCGAUCAUUCAGCGCAAGGAUUGUAUUCAACAGAAUGAGAUGCUGGUUACGCUGUAUAGCCUAGUCAAUAAUAGUAGAAUACAUGUAUGGACGUUGGCUAUAGCUGAAUGGUAGGCUAUCAACACAGCAAGGUAACCUGACAAAAUGGAGAGGGGAAAUUAUGGUGGCUACUCGCGGGAGUAUUUUGACCGCUUUAUUGAAAGCCAAGACUCGUCUGUUGUGAACAAGUUCCAGCAAAAGUACUGGAAAACCAAACAGAAGAUCAUCAAGGUCACGGGAAAGAAAGAGGACGAACAUGUCGUGGCGUCAGACGCAGACCUGGAUGGCAAGCUGGAGGUGUUUCACUCUGUCCAGAGAACGUGCAUGGAGCUAUUGAAGGUGAUCGAGCAGUACCAGAGAAGAAUCUGCUUUCUAUCCCAGGAGGAGAAUGAGUUGGGGCGGUUCCUGCGCUCACAGGGCUCCCAGGACCGGACCAGGGCUGGAAAGAUCAUGCAGGCUACCGGGAAGGCCCUCUGCUUCUCCUCCCAGCAGAGGCUGUCUCUGCGUAGUCCUUUGUCUCGCCUCUACCAGGAGGUGGAGACUUUCCGAUACCGGGCCAUCUCUGACACCUGGCUGACGGUGAACCGCAUGGAACAGUCCAGGACAGAAUACCGUGGAGCACUGCUCUGGAUGAAGGAUGUAUCCCAGGAGCUCGAUCCAGACACACACAAACAGAUGGAGAAAUUCCGCAAGGUUCAAGUGCAGGUGCGAACCACUAAAACAAGCUUUGACAAACUGAAGAAUGAUGUCUGCCAGAAAGUCGAUUUAUUAGGAGCCAGCCGCUGCAAUCUGCUUUCUCAUGUUUUAACCACAUACCAGACCACCCUGUUGCACUUCUGGGAGAAGACGUCUCACACUAUGGCUGCCAUUCAUGAGAGCUUUAAGGGCUGCCAGCAAUAUGAGUUCUCUACAAUCAAGAGCCUCCAAGACCCCAUGGAUAAACUGUCAUCUCAGGGAUCAAAGAAAAAGAGGGAGAAGAAAGUCAUAACAAAGACCGAUCUUGAGGAGGCUGCAGAUGACCAACUUAUCUCAAUAGAUCCCAAUGAAGAGUCCAAUGAAGAAGCUCAAACCAAGACACCUUCUGGACAAUUCUUUGAAGAAAUUGACCUUAAUAGACAAAUGACAGGGCCUGAGGAUCUUCUCUCAGCCUUCUCUCGUCAGGAGCAGGAGGAGGGUGGGGAGAGGGACAGCAUGGCCUUGUUGAAUGAGAUUCUGGGCAGCACGUCUCUGGAUGAGGGCGAGUUCUCACAGGAGUGGCAGGAGGUGUUUGGUAAGGGGGACCAGGGGAGCGGAGCCACUAGUAGAGGGGGCCUAGUGGAACCCCAGCAGGAGGAAGACUCCUCCAUCUUCCUCCCAUCUCACCUCCUGGACCAGAACAGGAACAGGAACAGGAACAAUCUCCAAUCUUCGCUCUCAGAUUGGGCCACGAGCAUUCCACAGCCCAUCUCCCAGGCAACAGAGCAAUCAUCUGGAGCCAAUCAGAACCCCUCUAGGCCAACAGCAAUGAGAGAGACGCCAGAGACCGCCAAAGACCUUUCAGCCUGGUUUAACCUGUUCGCCGACUUGGACCCUCUGUCGAACCCAGACGCAGUAGGCAGGAGUGGUCAGGAGCAUGAGCUUCACAACGCAUAGACCUGCGACCUGAUUCGCGUCUAGGGAUCCUACGCUAUAAGUUAGCAUAAUGCACAACAAGGUUAUGGUUAUUUUGCUGUUAACAUUGUUCUAGGGUCAUCUCUCUCAACCCCUGUCCUACUCCUUACCAUUGAGUUAAACAACAAAUUGACCCUGGACCAGCUGUUAAGAAUGCAUUUACUGUAUCAAUCAAUUGAGCUUGAAAUCAUGAAUUCCAAAAGAAAACAAAUGUUAUGUCUUUUUAUGUUUGACAUGAUUUAUCAAUGUUUAUACGUUAAGUUGUCAGAGGGUAGAUGCUUUCAACAACCAAAAUAUGUACGAAGGAUUCAGGAUGAGCUUUUUCAGAAUUAUUGACUUGUCAUUCGGGUAUACCUGUAAGCUUUCUGGUGGUGACAAUGAUGAGGCCUUUACACCCAUCUCGACAAUAGGAAAAUCAGUAUGAAAGGGUAAAAUAAGUAUCAGUUUUGUCUGAUAGAUCAUACAUUUAUUGCAUGUUUUGUGUAUUCCUUAUUUAGUUGUGUGUGUGAUUGUACUCACAAUAUGUUAUUGUUGACAAUAACAUAUCUAACAUUUGAUUUAUUUGAGAUACCAUGUCUUUAGGGCCUGGAAUACAUUUAAGGCGCGUUAUAGAGCAGCACACUAGACAGCCGACAAUGUAUCUUUUUAAGAGAUUUUCUCAGACGUUUGCAGAAAUCCUAUUCACGGUAACCACUGCACAUGUCGGCUCAAGCGUAAAUGACCUUAGUCUGUUCUAUAGCACGCCUCAGAUUAAAUCCCAGCCUAGGUGUACAUUUAUUAACUAGCUGCACCUUUUCAAGUACACAAUCUGUGUUAUAUUGCUUGGAGAGCAACCUGUGGAAGGGCGAGAAUACAUAUGUUGUAAUUGGUGACUGGUUUUAAGUGUGUAAACAAUUAGAGAAUGAUAUUUACAUUUUAUUAAUUGAGUGCUGAAGAAGCGUGCAUUUUGAUUGUCAGUAAAAAUGUUGCUAAAUGAGACUAACUUAUUAGAAUUAAACUAUUGCCCUUAUUUACAUUAAAGCCUUGUUUAUUCCUGUUA